Messenger RNA from Boleophthalmus pectinirostris (great blue-spotted mudskipper), 5871 nucleotides. Its product is annotated as unconventional myosin-VIIa-like. The transcript is spliced from 45 exons. The coding region runs from base 1 to 5871 and encodes 1956 amino acids. Gene Ontology annotation, cellular component: cytoskeleton; myosin complex. NCBI's taxonomy places the organism in Eukaryota, Metazoa, Chordata, Actinopteri, Gobiiformes, Gobiidae. The record is from RefSeq and is a predicted model, not a curated record. Gene Ontology annotation, molecular function: ATP binding; cytoskeletal motor activity; protein binding.
AUGUCCUCCAUGUUUCCAAACGUCUUCCGGUUUUGUGACACGAACUGCGGUGGUCGGACGUACACCGGGUCGAUCCUGGUGGCGGUGAAUCCGUACCAGUUGUUGCCGAUCUACACGGCCGAGCAGAUCCGACUCUACACCAACAAGAAGAUCGGAGAACUGCCCCCGCACAUCUUCGCCAUCGCAGACAACUGCUACUUCAACAUGCAGCGCACCAGCAAGGACCAGUGCUGCAUCAUCAGUGGGGAGUCUGGCGCGGGGAAAACUGAAAGCACCAAGUUGAUCCUCCAGUUCUUGGCGUCCGUCAGUGGACGACACACCUGGAUCGAACAACAAGUCCUGGAGGCCACGCCCAUCCUGGAGGCUUUCGGAAACGCAAAAACCAUCCGCAACGACAACUCCAGUCGCUUCGGCAAAUACAUCGACAUCCACUUCAACAAGAAAGGAGCCAUCGAGGGGGCCCGCAUCGAGCAGUACCUCCUGGAGAAGUCCAGAGUGUGUCGACAGGCCCCCGACGAGAGGAACUAUCACGUGUUCUACUGCAUGUUGAAGGGAAUGUCCCCAGAGCAGAAGGUCAAACUGGGACUGGGUCUGGCCUCAGACUACAGCUACCUGACCACGGGGCAGUGCACCGAGUGUGAAGGUCGGGACGAUCUGGGCGAUUACUCGAGUAUCCAGUCGGCCAUGAAGGUCCUGAUGUUCACCUCCACGGAGAACUGGGAGAUCUCCAAACUGCUGGCGGCGAUUCUGCACAUGGGCAACCUGCGAUUCGAAGCCCGGACCUUUGAGAACCUGGACGCGUGUGUGGUGGUUCGAUCCCCGGACCUGAGCACAGCGGCCGCUCUGCUCGAGGUGGAGCCCAAGGACGUGAUGCUGUGCCUGACCACGCGCACCCUGAUCACCCGCGGCGAGAGCGUGUGCACCCCGCUCAACGUGGCCCAGGGGCUGGACGUGAGGGACGCCUUCGUCAAGGGCUCAGACGUGACGAUGCUCCACAAACUGAACUCACAGCACAAACAGAACUCGUACUACAUCCCCCCAAAGAACAACUACGACACACAGUUCGGGAUCCAGCACUUCGCCGGAGUCGUGUACUACGAGACCAAAGGUUUCCUGGAGAAGAACCGCGACAGCCUCCACACCGACAUCAUCCAGCUCGUCCACUCCUCCAAGAACAAGUUCAUCAAGCAGAUCUUCCAGGCCGACGUGGCCAUGUUUCUGUGUGGUUAUCAGCCCAGUGCUCCUGCUCCUAAGGGCGUGGAGACGAGGAAACGUUCUCCGACUCUGAGCAGUCAGUUCAAACGUUCCCUGGAGAUGUUGAUGAGGACUCUGAGCGUGUGCCAGCCUUUCUUCGUCCGCUGCAUCAAACCCAACGAGCACAAGAAGCCCAUGUUGUUCGACAGGGAGCUGUGCAUCCGUCAGCUCCGAUAUUCCGGGAUGAUGGAGACGAUUCGGAUCCGUCGGGCGGGAUACCCCAUCAGAUACACCUUCACCGAGUUUGUGGAGCGCUACAGGGUCCUGAUGCCCGGAGUCAAACCCCCACACAUACAGGAGGACCUGAGAGGGACCUGCAGGCAGAUCGUCGUGGCCAGACUGGGCAAAGAUGGAGACUGGCAGAUCGGGAAGACCAAGAUUUUCCUGAAGGAUCAUCACGACUUGCAGCUGGAGAUCGAGAGGGACAAAAGCAUCACGGACAAAGUGAUCCUCAUCCAGAAGUCUGUGAGAAGACACCGAGCCAGAACCAACUUCCUGAAGAAACGUCACGCGGCCACAGUGAUCCAGACUCUGUGGAGGGGCUACAGGUGUAAGAAGAACUACCACAAGAUGCGGAGGGGUUUCCUGCGUCUCCAGGCCGUGUGCAGGUCCAGACGUUUCCUCCACACUUACCGCUUGACCCGGCUGCGCGUGACCCAGAUCCAGGCGCGGUGCCGGGGCUUCCUGGUGAGGCAGGCGUUCUGGAGACGAGUGCGCGCAGUGGUCACCCUCCAGGCCCACACCAGGGGCAUGAUCGCCCGCCGCCGGUGCCAGCGCCUGCGGGCAGAGCGUCAGAAGCGUGUGGAGGCGGAGCUUGAGCGUCUGGAGGAGGAGGAGCACCUGAAGAACCUGAUGACGGCUCGAAGAGCCAAAGCCGAGGCUCAGAGGAAACAUCUGGAGCGUCUGGAGCUUCUGGAGCAGCAGAGGGAGGACCAGGCCCGCGAGGACCGAGAGGAGGCGCGCAGGAAGAAGGAGCUGCUGGAGCAGGUGGAGCGGGACAGAGACCAGCCCGUGGACGACUCCGACAUGGUGGACCGCAUGUUCGGUUUCCUGGGCAACGCCGGACCACUGACCAAUCAGGACGGAGAAGCACCAGCAGCAUUUGAGGACCUGCUGAAGCCCCGUCUGGCCGAGGCCGAGGAGGAGGAGGAGGAGCUUCUGGACGAGGCCCCUCCCCUUCCCGCCGACGAGGACGAAGAUCUGUCCGACUACAAGUUCUCCAAGUUCGCCGCCACGUACUUCCAGGGCGUGUCCACCCACACCUACAUCCGGAGGCCCCUGAAACAGCCGCUGCUCUUCCACCAGGACGAGGGCGACCAGCUGGCGGCUUUGGCCGUGUGGAUCACCGUCCUGCGCUUCAUGGGAGACCUGCCCGAGCCCAAGUGUCAGCUCGUCCUCAACGACGGCAGCGAGAAGAUCCCCGUCAUGACCAAGAUCUACGAGACUCUGGGCAAACGCAGCUACAAGAGAGAACUCCAGGAGCUGCAGGUGGAGGACGAGCUCACGUCUCCCGUCAGCUCUUCGGACGGACAGAAGAGGAACAGCGUGCGACACAAACUCAUCUCCCUCACGCUCAAGAAGAAAUCCAAGAUCACAGAGGAGGUGAGCCGGCAGCUGCGCGAGGGGGACUACGGUCUCCAUGGAAACAGCAUGUUGGAGGAAAGACCCACGUCCAACCUGGAAAAACUCCACUUCAUCAUCGGCAACGGAAUCCUGCGCCCGGCACUCAGGGAUGAGAUCUACUGUCAGAUCUGUAAACAGUUGGGUCAGAACCCGUCGAGGAGCAGUCACGCCCGAGGAUGGAUCCUCCUCUCACUGUGUGUCGGCUGCUUCUCCCCCACAGACAAGUUUGUCAAAUACCUGCGCUGCUUCCUGCUCUCUGGGCCUCCAGGUUUCGCUCCGUACUGUGAGGAACGUCUGAGGAGAACCUUCGUGAACCGAACACGGACUCAACCACCGUCCUGGUUAGAACUACAGGCCACGAAGUCGAAGAAGCCCAUCAUGCUGCCGGUGACGUUCAUGGACGGCACCACGAAGACGCUGCUGGCCGACUCCGCCACCACGGCCCGCGAGCUCUGCCACGCCCUGUCCGACAAGAUCGACCUGAGCGACCGCUUCGGCUUCUCCCUCUACAUCGCCCUCUUCGACAAGGUGUCGUCUCUGGGCAGCGGCAGCGAUCACGUGAUGGACGCCGUGUCUCAGUGCGAGCAGUACGCCAAAGAGCAGGGCGCGCAGGAGAGGAACGCCCCCUGGAGGCUCUUCUUCAGGAAGGAGAUCUUCACGCCCUGGCACUGCCCCGCCGACGACCAGGUGGCCACCAACCUCAUCUACCAGCAGGUGGUGCGAGGAGUCAAGUUUGGAGAGUACCGCUGUGAGAGGGAGGAGGAGCUGGCGGAGUUGGCGUCGCAGCAGUACUUCGUGGACUACGGCCCGGAGCUGCUCCAGGACCGGCUGCUCACGCUCAUCCCGUCCUACAUCCCGGACAGAGACAUGUCCUCCAGCAAGAGCCCCGACCGCUGGCUCCAGCUGGUCACCGCCGCCCACAAGAAGGCGGUGCAGAGUCGGCGCAGGAGCAGCGCUCAGAGGGUGAAGGAGGACGUGGUCGACUUCGCUCGGAUCAAAUGGCCUUUGCUCUUCUCACGAUUCUACGAGGCCUUCAAGUUCUCAGGACCCAGUCUGCCCAAAAACGACGUGAUCGUGGCGGUGAACUGGACCGGCGUGUACUUCGUGGACGAGCAGGAGCAGGUGCUUCUGGAACUCUCCUUCCCUGAGAUCACCGCAGUGUCCAGCAGCAGAGGAGGAAAACUGCAGGGCCAGAGCUUCACCCUGGCGACCAUCAAAGGCGACGAGUACACGUUCACCUCCAACAACGCCGAGGACAUCCGCGAGCUCGUCGUCUGCUUCCUGGACGGGCUGAGGAGGAGGUCCAAGUACGUGGUGGCGCUGACGGACUGCGCCAACCCCGCAGACGCCGCGUUCCUGUCCUUCCAGAAGGGCGACCUGAUCAUCCUGGACGAGCAGGAGGGGGAACAGGCCCUGACCUCCGGCUGGGCCCACGGACAAAACGAACGCAGCCGCCUCAGAGGAGACUUCCCCGUGGACUGCGUCUACCUGCUCCCGACCGUCACCCGGCCGCCGUACGACAUCGUGGCGCUGGUGUCCAUGAGUCCAGACCAGAGGAGAGAGUCCAUCACUCUGUCCCAGCUGGACACGUCCCAGCUCCAGGACAGAGCCAAAGUUUACACCCUGGAGGAGUUUUCCUACGACUACUUCAGGCCUCCCCCGAAGAACACGCUGAGCCGGAUCAUGUCCAAGUCUCGGACCAAAGAGCGUCUGUGGAGCUGCAGCCGUGAGCCGCUCCACCAGCCGCUCCUCAAGAAGGUCCUGAACCACGAGGAGCUCUGCCAGGAGGCGUGUCAGGCCUUCCUCUAUAUCCUUUAUGGAGGAGGGUUCAGUGAGGAGAAGGGCUGGGAGCUGCUGUGGCUCUGCACCGGGCUGUUCCCUCCCAGCACCACCCUCCUCCCCCAUGUCCAGAGGUUCCUCCAGGCCAAGAAGCACUGCCCCCUGGCCCCCGACUGCAUGCAGCGGCUCCAGAAGGCUCUGCGAAAUGGCUGUAGGAAGUACCCCCCUCACCUGGUGGAGGUGGAGGCCAUCCAGCACAAGACCACCCAGAUCUUCCACAAGGUCUACUUCCCCGACGACUCCGACGAGGUGUUUGAGGUGGAGUCCAGCACCAAGGCCAAAGACUUCUGCCACAACAUCUCCACCCGCCUCCUGCUGCAGUCCUCCGAGGGAUUCAGCCUCUUCGUCAAGAUCACAGACAAGGUGAUCAGUGUUCCAGACGGAGACUUCUUCUUUGACUUUGUGAGACACUUGACCGACUGGAUCAAGAAGGCGCGACACGUUAAAGACGGUGGACCUGUUCUCACGUAUCAGGUUUUCUUCAUGAAGAAGCUCUGGACCAACACUGUUCCAGGGAAAGACUCUAUGGCCGACUCCAUCUUCCACUACUACCAGGAGUUGCCCAAGUACCUGCGGGGGUACCACGGGUGCAGCCGGGAGGAGGCGUGCCAGCUGGGGGCGCUCAUCUACCGAGUCAAGUACGAAGACGACAAGAGCCACUUCCACAACCUGCAGGUCGUCCUCAAGGACCUGGUGCCCCACGACAUGACUCGACUGAUGGGACCUGAGGACUGGAAGAGGUCCAUCCUGUCGCUGUACAACAAACAUUCAGGAAAAACGAGAGAAGAGGCCAAACUGUCCUUCCUCAAAAUCAUCUACAAGUGGCCCACCUUCGGCUCCGCCUUCUUCGAGGUCAAGCAAACGACCGACCCAAACUACCCCGAGACUCUGCUCAUCGCCAUCAACAAGCACGGAGUCAGCCUCAUGCACCCCAAGAGCAAGGACGUCCUGACGACUCACCCCUUCACCAAGAUCUCCAACUGGAGCAGUGGGAACACCUACUUCCACAUCACCAUCGGCAACUUGGUGCGAGGAAGUAAACUCCUGUGUGAGACGUCCCUGGGCUACAAAAUGGACGACCUCCUGACGUCGUACAUCAGCCAAAUGCUCACGACCCUGAGCAAACAGAGGACGAGCCGCAGCAGCGCCGACUGA